Messenger RNA from Phyllotreta striolata, 648 nucleotides. NCBI's taxonomy places the organism in Eukaryota, Metazoa, Arthropoda, Insecta, Coleoptera, Chrysomelidae. The record is from the annotation of a GenBank genome assembly.
AUGACCGACGCCCCUAGCAAUGAUCCCACCCCCGAUCCCUACCAGCGCAUCCCCACCGCCCGGCGGACUUCUCCUCGCUUCCCGCCGAGUGGGGGGGUCUGGAAAUUUUCGGUGGGAGACAAUAAACACGUCGUUAUGAUGGAUUUAAAAGAAAUAAACAAUGUUUCUCUUAUAGAGGAUAAACCAACAAAAAAAGUUACAGAAUUAUCGGUAAACAUCCCAUACCCAAUUCUUAAAGCCAAAGUUAUCACUUCAAAAUUUGGAAAAGUGAUUCUAUUGGAACUAUCAGAUACUAAGGUGUUUCUGCCGAUUAGAGUAACGAGCGUUUAUGAAAAAUACAUUGACAACUUUGAAGAAGAAAACACCCCAUCAUCAUCACUACAUCAUCGUUGUCCGGCUUCCUUCAACACCGAUAAAUUUUCGAUCAUCAUCGUUGUCCGGCUUCCUUCAACACCGAUAAAUUUUCGAUCAUCAUCGUCAACAACAACAACAGCGUCAAAUUUUCGGAGAUUCAUUGGAGAAAAAGUCAGUGAGCUGAUGGCGAAGCAAAUCGAUGAAGUCAUUCCAUUCAAGCAUAUUAAAAGAAACUCUUUGGAAAUCACGAUUCUUAAAAAUAACUGCAGGAUCGAACAUUCGAGCUGGACUUAG